Molecule: messenger RNA, 582 nt
Organism: Pseudocercospora fijiensis CIRAD86
Lineage: Eukaryota; Fungi; Ascomycota; Dothideomycetes; Mycosphaerellales; Mycosphaerellaceae
Exons: 2
Coding region: 1-582 (193 amino acids)
Source: RefSeq, a predicted model, not a curated record
AUGACGCAGCCCACAAGCUCAGUCUCAUCAAAACAAACCUUCGACCUCACACCUCUCGAAAACCUCAUCAAAUCCGAACUCGAAUACUGGCUCUCCUACCUCCGCGAAGUCCGCUCAGACGAAAAACUCUCCUACACAGAAAUCCUCAACACACCCGACGACAACACCACCACCACCACCACCACCACCACCACUUCAGCGAAAACCAAAAUCCACGCUCUCCGCCACAUCCUCGAAACUUUACCUCUCCGCCACAAAGCCCUCGCUUCAGCCUACAACACGCCUCCCGAAUUCCAACUCUCCGACCACCUCACCACCCUCCUCGAAACGAAAAAUGAGGUUGUGGCGAUGGAGAAGGAAGUCGUGGAGUUGGAGGAUGCGAGAUUGGAGGAAUUGAAGGGUUUGUUGAAGGUUUUGGAGGAUGUGAAGGUUUUGAUUGGGGAGGGUUAUGUUGGGAAGGAAGAGGUUGAGGGCUUGGUUGCGGCUAUGGAUGCUGUUGGGUUGCAUUGUGAUGAGGAGCAGGUGAGGGGCUAUGGGAAGGGGAAGAUGGGAAUUGGUGAUGGGAGCUUUGAAUGGAGGUGA